AUGGACGACACUAGCCAACAGCAUGACGAAACUCCCACUAAAACUUACAUCUUGCCUGCUUUGCCGACCGAACUGUGGCUCAAUAUACUCGACCAUGUGGUCACGUACGAUACUCACAUUUUUGGUCGCUCCCCUUGUUAUAUCAGAGGAAAAACGCGUGACCUUCAGAGACUACAAUGCGUAUGCAGAUCGUGGAGGGACAUGAUAAAGCCAGCAGUGUAUCGCCAUGUAGCACUUGACCGCAACGGCAGCCUUCCGGGACCCCAAGACAGUCAUGGUAUGGAAGCAGACCACAUCACAGCCCUGGCCCGGCUCUUAGAUCAAACGACCGAUUCUGGUCUUCCUAAAGCUUCCUGGGUUCGCUCAUUCAGUAUUCAAGAACAUACUGCGAAAUACUGGAAAUCCAAGAAAUUACGGAAGAAGGCAUUGUCCGACCUAGUCUUCCAUAUGACAAACCUUCACGAAUUCUGUUGCCGCUUCGUCCUCAACUAUCCCACUAUGGCAUCUAUUGCACGGUCGCACGGAUCACAGCUUACAAGAAUGGUUAUGCAUUUCGGUGGGGACAUCCAUACAUCAGAACGCCUUCUACUCUUGAAUCACUUUACGGCUCUGACAGAACUUCGUCUUAGCGUUUCCGACUCGUAUACGAUUGAGAUCGAACCACUUGACCUACCGAAUCUACGUUCACUCGAAUUGGUCACGGAACCGGCUACUGGCAAAUUAUUGGCUUGGCUCACCCACUGGAAUAUGCCCGUUCUUUCAGCUUUUGCUUACUUGAGGCCACCUAAUCUCUAUGCGUACGGAAUGCGCCACAAGCGUCUUCUGGCAGCUUUCAUGGCAAGACAUGGCGCUGGUUUGAAAACAGUAACCGUUGACUGCACUGCUCCAAAACUCACAGUUUUUCCCUAUACACCAGCGUUGGACAUAUAUAAGCAAAUUGAUAUACCGGAAGUCAUUGAAGGCCUUCCCAUAUCAGUGACGCAAAUUUUUACCUGCGAGUUUGGUCAGAACCUAGGUUAUCAGGUGCUAAGACUGGAGUGCCUAUUCCAGACAGUGCAAUCGCUGCCACCAGAACGCAGUCUGCAUACAAUCCGCGUGGUUUCGAGAGAUAAGUAUCUCGGUGGAUCGCCGUUUCUCUGGCGGGACAAAAUGAAGUGGGCAGACACGAGAAGAAUAAAUACUUGGAAAGAUUUCAACAAGUAUGCAGAAGGGCUACUGGAGCUGGGUGUUUCAAUGUUAGAUGAGCAGAAUAUCGUUCUUACGGACGUCCUCGAGGAGAUGAAGCCAUCGCAAGAGUCAAUCAGUACGGAGCUCCUAGAGAGCGCGACUGAUGCAUUGCUGGAGUCAGAAGAAUAG
Messenger RNA from Alternaria postmessia, 1356 nucleotides. RefSeq lists its product as uncharacterized. The transcript has 2 exons. The coding region runs from base 1 to 1356 and encodes 451 amino acids. Lineage: Eukaryota; Fungi; Ascomycota; Dothideomycetes; Pleosporales; Pleosporaceae. The record is from RefSeq and is a predicted model, not a curated record. Gene Ontology annotation, molecular function: protein binding.